AUGGAGUCUGAACCUUCAUGGGAGGAACUCAAUGAGGUAGUCCUGGCAAAGGAGGAGGUGAGGCAUUGGCAGGAGGUGAAGUGGAUGGCCGCGGCAGCGAUUCUGACAAGGAAGGGUUUCAGUAUGCAAUCCCUUAAAAGCACGCUGAAUGCGGCAUGGAGUCCUGCACAUGAAGUGAAGUUUCAUCAGGUCGAACCAAAUUUGUUCGUCCUGCAGGAUUUUUGUCUGGGAGAUUGGAAACGGAUCAUGGAAGAAUGGUCAUGGCUCUUUCGCGGUUGUGCUUUGAUGGUGCAAGCUUUUGAUAGUGCAACGAUCAAGCCAAAUAUUCUGAACAUUGUGCAAGUAUGUGCUCAAAUUCACAAGAUUCUACCGCUGCUCCGCAACAAGGAGGUCCUCUCGCAGCUUGCUACGCGAGUAGGAGAGAUAGUAACAGUUGAUUUCAAUGAUGUGCAGACAAGGAAUGGUGCGUUCCAUAGGAUUCGGGUGAAGCUAAACCCUUCAAAACCUCCGACCCAUUUCGUGCCUCUGACAAUGGAGGGUGCAGACCGUAUAUUCCUUCAAGUUAAGUAUGAGAAGAUGCCAAAGCACGGUGAGCACUGCGGUUAA
Messenger RNA from Lolium perenne, 606 nucleotides. The record is from RefSeq and is a predicted model, not a curated record. NCBI's taxonomy places the organism in Eukaryota, Viridiplantae, Streptophyta, Magnoliopsida, Poales, Poaceae.